Molecule: messenger RNA, 1239 nt
Organism: Marmota flaviventris (yellow-bellied marmot)
Lineage: Eukaryota; Metazoa; Chordata; Mammalia; Rodentia; Sciuridae
Gene: Prss35
Product: serine protease 35
Biological process (GO): proteolysis
Molecular function (GO): serine-type endopeptidase activity
Source: RefSeq, a predicted model, not a curated record
AUGGAGAAUAUGCUACUUUGGUUGAUAUUUUUCACCUCUGGGUGGACUCUCAUUGAUGGAUCUGAAAUGGAACAAGAUUUUAUGUGGCACUUGAGAAAAAUACCCCGGGUUGUCAGUGAAAGGACUUUCUAUCUCAGCAGCCCCACAUUCGAGGCAGACGCCAGGAUGGUGGUAAACAGAGUGUGUGGCAUCGAAUGCCAGAAAGAACUCCCGGCUCCUGGCCUUUCUGAAUUGGAGGAUUCUCUUUCCUAUGAGACUGUCUUUGAGAAUGGCACUAGAACCUUAACCAGGGUGAAAGUUCAAGGUUUGGUCCUUGAGCCAACUCAGAAUAGCACUCCAAAAGAAGCAGCUGUUAGGAGAAAGAGACAAGUGUAUGGCACCGACAGCAGGUUCAGCAUCUUGGACAAAAGGUUCUUAACCAAUUUCCCUUUCAACACUGCGGUCAAACUCUCCACGGGAUGCAGUGGCAUCCUCAUUUCCCCGAAUCAUGUCCUCACAGCCGCGCACUGUGUUCAUGACGGAAAGGACUAUGUCAAAGGUAGCAAAAAGCUAAGGGUAGGAUUGCUGAAGAUGAGAAAGAAAGGUGGAGGCAAGAAGCGCAGAGGUUCUAAGAGGAGCAAGAGAGAAGCUGAGGCCAGUGACCCAAGGGAAGGUACCAAAGUGAGUCUGCAGGAGAGACCCACGAGAAGAGGGAGAGUCGAGUUGGGUCGGGGUCAGAGAGUGGCGGAGGGAAAGCCUUCUUUCCAGUGGACGCGGGUCAAGAAUACCUAUAUUCCGAAAGGCUGGACGAGAGGAGCAGGUGGGGAUGCGGCCUUGGACUAUGACUAUGCGCUCCUGGAGCUGAAGCGCGCUCACAAGAAGAAGUACAUGGAACUGGGAGUCAGUCCGGCCAUCAAGAAGAUGCCUGGAGGAAUGAUCCACUUCUCUGGCUUUGAUAACGAUAGGGCUGAUCAGUUGGUCUACCGGUUUUGUAGCGUGUCUGAUGAAUCCAGUGAUCUCCUCUAUCAAUACUGCGACGCUGAGUCGGGCUCCACCGGCUCUGGGAUCUAUCUGCGUCUCAAAGAGCCAGACAAAAAGCACUGGAAGCGCAAAAUAAUCGCGGUCUAUUCAGGCCACCAGUGGGUGGAUGUCCAUGGGGUUCAGAAGGACUAUAACGUUGCUGUGCGCAUCACUCCGCUCAAAUAUGCCCAGAUUUGCCUCUGGAUCCACGGAAAUGAUGCCAAUUGUGCUUAUGGCUGA